AUGAAGGACCUCUCUUCCGUCGAGACUUUGAACGUCCCCGAGGGUGUUACCGUCGAGGUUAAGGCCCGUACCGUCACCGUUGAGGGUCCCAGGGGCAAGUUGACCAAGAACGUUGGGCACAUCCAGAUGGACAUCCAGCUCGUCAAGACCCCCAAGGGUUCCAAGGUCGUCUUCACCGUGUGGCACGGUGCCCGAAAGCACGUUGCCUGCCUCCGAACCGUCAAGUCCCUCGUCGAGAACAUGAUCAUCGGUACCACCAAGGGCUUCCUCUACAAGAUGCGUCUCGUUUACGCGCAUUUCCCCAUCAACGCCCUCCCCGCCGACGAUGGUUCUUCCCUCCAGAUCCGAAACUUCUUGGGUGAGAAGAUUGUCCGAGACUGCAAGAUGCUCGAAGGCACCACCGUCGCCCUCUCUGAAGUCAAGGAUGAAAUCAUCCUCCAGGGUAACGACAUUGAGAAGGUCUCCCAGUCUGCUGCUUCCAUCACCGACAAGUGCCGAGUCAAGAACAAGGAUAUCCGAAAGUUCUUGGAUGGUGUCUACGUCUCUGAGCGAACAACCGUCGUCCAGGCCGAGUAA
Cryptococcus wingfieldii CBS 7118 is the source of this 576-nucleotide messenger RNA. Its product is annotated as 50S small subunit ribosomal protein L9e. The transcript is spliced from 4 exons. The record is from RefSeq and is a predicted model, not a curated record. The coding region runs from base 1 to 576 and encodes 191 amino acids. Gene Ontology annotation, biological process: cytoplasmic translation. Gene Ontology annotation, molecular function: rRNA binding; structural constituent of ribosome. Gene Ontology annotation, cellular component: ribosome; cytosolic large ribosomal subunit. Lineage: Eukaryota; Fungi; Basidiomycota; Tremellomycetes; Tremellales; Cryptococcaceae.